UUUUUCCUGCCUUUUGCAAGUUGAGGUUAUGGAUGGCUGUUAAAAAUGGCCAUAGUUUUGGUGUCUUUUUCUGUUUGGUCGUAGCAUGAAUUUUCCUAGUGCUUGGCAUCAAAUAUGCCAACUUAAGGCCUCUGUUUGUAAUGGGUUUUGGGAAUUCUAUAUAUUGAUAUCCUAGAACAGUGACAAUCAGACUCUUUCCCUUGCUUCUGCUUCCUUUUUCAAGGCCAAGGGCUUUGAAAGCUUUUUUCAGGCUUUCUAUUCUCAAAUUCUGGUUAUGAGAACUAGGAGGGGAAAGCGUCCUGAGGCCUUUUGGCCAUCCAUUGUGAUGAAGAAAUGGUUGAAUAUAAAGCCGAAGGUGUACGAUUUUAGCGAAGACGAAGUCGACACCGAAACUGAGAGUGAAGAUGAUGCUUGCUCUCUUAAAGAUUCAAGGUUGCAUAAUGGUGAGGAUCAUACCCAUAGGUCAUUGGGGAAACAAUCUGAGUGCAGAGACCAAAUUCCAGAUGAACCUUCGAAAGGCUAUCGAUUAGGACAUAGACGGGGAAAGUCGGAAACUCUGCGUGCGCAGUACAUAAACACAAAGGAUGUGAGGGUGACACUAAGCACUUGGAAUGUUGCCGGAAGACUUCCAGAUGAGGAUCUUGAGAUUGAUGAUUGGCUUUGCACGACAGAGGCGGCCGAUAUUUACAUUAUCGGCUUCCAAGAGGUAGUCCCUUUGAACGCAGGAAACGUCUUUGGAGCCGAGGAUAGCAGGCCGAUUCAGAAAUGGGAGGCAAUCAUUAGGAGAACUCUAAACAAAUCGUUGGUACCUGAAAGCAAGCACAAAUGCUUCAGUGCUCCCCCUUCUCCUGUGUUAAGAACUUCAGUUGCAGAUGUAUUAGCAGACAUAAUCGAAGCUCUGCCAUCGGAAGUGACGUGUGAUGAAUAUUUGGAGACUGCUAAUGGCUAUGAUCUUGAAGGGAAAGAUCUGAACAAAGAUGUUAAUGUUGGACUAAAUCUUCAGCUGAGGAGAAUCUAUGGUAUCGACUUCGACACUAGUUUAGACUGGCCUGAACAUCCUUUAGAUGCAACCCCACAAAUUAUCUCGUCGAAUUCAAAACUACAUCGAGUACUGAGCAGCUCUGCAAGAAUAGGCUUUAAUCUGACAGAGAACUCCAUCUUCCACUAUCCUCAUGAUAUAGUGUUAAAAGAAAGCAGAUUGAAAAGAUCCCACCAUAGCUCUGGAAACCUAGAGUCAAUGUGUAUGCAUGAGCAACCAUUCCUAGAAACUGUAGAUUCUUUCUCAGAUACCUCUGAUGAGAUUUCUGAAGAAGAGGAUGACCUGUUCUUAGAUGUACCAAUGGAGCAACAAGAAAACGAUAGGCCAAGGUCACACCCGAAGUACGUUCGAAUCGUUAGUAAGCAGAUGGUUGGAAUAUACAUAUCUGUAUGGGUGAGAAAGAGGCUGAGGAGACAUAUAAACAAUUUAAAAGUCUCUCCUGUUGGAGUUGGCCUUAUGGGCUACAUGGGAAACAAGGGGUCUGUUUCUGUAAGCAUGACUCUUUUCCAGUCCAGGCUUUGCUUUGUGUGUUCGCAUUUGACAUCCGGCCAGGACGGAGCUGAACACAGGCGUAACUCCGAUGUGUAUGAAAUUAUACGGCGUACCAGUUUCUCAUCUGUCCUCGAUACAUAUCAACCUCAAACAAUUCCGGCUCAUGAUCAGAUAUUUUGGUUCGGGGAUUUAAAUUAUCGUCUCAACAUGCUGGAUGCAGACGUAAGAAGUCUUGUUGCUGAAAAGCGCUGGAACGAACUAAUGGACUAUGAUCAGCUACAUAAGGAACUGUGUAGUGGUCAUGUAUUUGAUGGAUGGAAUGAGGGAACAAUAGAUUUUCCUCCCACAUACAAAUACGAAAUAGAUUCCGAUAGAUACGUCGGUGAGGUCCCUAAAGAAGGCGAGAAGAAGAGAUCUCCGGCAUGGUGUGAUCGUAUACUCUGGUCGGGAAAAGGCAUAAAACAACUUUGUUACCAACGAGCAGAUAUAAGACUCUCGGAUCAUCGACCAGUGAGUUCGAUGUUCGUAGUUGAUGUUGAAGUCUUGGACCAUCGUAAAUUGCAGAGGGCUCUCAAUGUCAGCACUGCUGCUGUUCAUCCAGUUACUUUCUUUGAUGAAGAUGGAGACAUAAUUUUAGCAUACAAAAAUAUGCUAAGCUUAUAAUUCAUUCAACAAGUGUAAGUAGAUCAAUAUAAGCCAGUAUCCGUUGGCGGAGCCACAACUUAGUCAGAGUU
Molecule: messenger RNA, 2265 nt
Organism: Hibiscus syriacus
Lineage: Eukaryota; Viridiplantae; Streptophyta; Magnoliopsida; Malvales; Malvaceae
Product: type I inositol polyphosphate 5-phosphatase 2-like
Exons: 10
Coding region: 275-2194 (639 amino acids)
Biological process (GO): phosphatidylinositol dephosphorylation
Molecular function (GO): inositol-polyphosphate 5-phosphatase activity; phosphatidylinositol-3,4,5-trisphosphate 5-phosphatase activity; phosphatidylinositol-4,5-bisphosphate 5-phosphatase activity
Source: RefSeq, a predicted model, not a curated record